Molecule: messenger RNA, 2550 nt
Organism: Trichosurus vulpecula (common brushtail)
Lineage: Eukaryota; Metazoa; Chordata; Mammalia; Diprotodontia; Phalangeridae
Gene: ALAD
Product: aminolevulinate dehydratase
Exons: 12
Coding region: 130-1122 (330 amino acids)
Biological process (GO): heme biosynthetic process
Cellular component (GO): cytosol
Molecular function (GO): zinc ion binding; porphobilinogen synthase activity
Source: RefSeq, a predicted model, not a curated record
GAAGCUGCUUCCGGGUGAGCCCGCCCCACCCCCACGUGGGCUUACUUAGAACCCCGGCGGCGAGCUCUGGGAGCAGCCGUGAUCUGGGCAUCUCCGCGUUGCCUCCUGAACUCCUGCUGUGCUCCAGUCAUGCAGCCAGAGUCCUUGCUUCACAGUGGCUACUUCCACCCCCUGUUGCGAAACUGGCAGACAGCAGCCAGCACCUUUGAUGCCUCCAAUCUCAUCUACCCCAUCUUUGUCACGGACAUACCUGAUGCUGUGCAGCCAAUCGACAGCCUUCCUGGCAUUGCCAGGUAUGGUGUGAAUAAACUGGAAGAGAUGCUUCAGCCCUUAGUAGCCAAGGGCCUACGAAGUGUCCUGAUCUUUGGGGUACCCAGCAAAAUCACCAAGGAUGAGUUGGGUUCAGGAGCAGACACAGAAGACACCCCAGCCAUUCAGGCAAUCCGUCUGCUGCGCAAGGUGUUUCCCAGUCUCCUGGUGGCCUGUGAUGUGUGCCUGUGUCCCUACACCUCACAUGGUCACUGUGGACUCCUGAGGGAGGACGGCUCAUUCCGGGCUGAGGACAGCAGCAGGAGGUUGGCAGAAAUUGCUCUAGCCUAUGCCAAGGCAGGCUGCCAGGUGGUGGCUCCAUCAGACAUGAUGGAUGGGCGGAUUGCUGCCAUCAAAGAGGCAUUGAUUACCCACGGGCUUGGCAACAAGGUAUCAGUGAUGAGCUACAGUGCCAAGUUUGCUUCUUGUUUCUAUGGUCCUUUCCGGGACGCAGCACAUUCUAGCCCAGCUUUUGGUGACCGACGCUGUUAUCAGUUGCCUCCUGGGGCUCGGGGCCUGGCCCUUCGAGCUGUGGAUCGAGAUGUCCGGGAGGGAGCAGAUGUCCUGAUGGUCAAGCCUGGGUUGCCAUAUUUGGACAUUGUAAGAGAAGUGAAGAACAAGCACACUCUCCUGCCCCUUGCCGUGUAUCACGUUUCUGGGGAAUUCGCCAUGCUGUGGCACGGAGCCAAAGCCGGGGCCUUUGACCUCAAGACUGCUGUGAUGGAGGCCAUGACAGCCUUCCGGAGAGCAGGUGCCGAUAUCAUCAUCACCUACUACACACCUCAGCUCUUACAAUGGCUGAAGGAGCCGUGAUGGACAGAUAAGAGUACAAGAACAAAGAAUUUUUUUAAUGAAGGAAAAAAGAUAACCCUGAGGCCUCAGAGAAGUGAAAAUCAGAGUAAAAGAUGAUUCAGAACUCUCCCUUCUUCCUGCCCCCUGAGCCCAGGGUUCCUGGCACCCACCUUCCUGCCCCGCUGGGAGCCCGUGGAAAGGCUUGGUAAGCACACAGAGCCUUGGAGCCCUCCGCACCACCGCCAUCUCCUCCUCACGGCAGCUCUGCUCUCCUCCUGCCGCUCCUCCGGCCUCUCCAGACCCCUCACCCUGCCUCUCCUGCCUGGCCAAUCCUCCCCUCUGGGUGUUACUGCCACACUUUCUCUUAGAAAACCUCCAGGCUUUACUUAGCUCCUCAAACAUCCUGACCUGCUGAGACCAGGGAGAUUCUCCCUUCAACUAGAAUCAUUUCAAGGCGACAGAAACAAUCCAGCAGUGAGUAAACGGGGAGUGAGGCCUUGGAAGAGCCACAUUGGCUUAGCAGACUCUCCAGGAGUGAAGUGACAACAGCAGAUGGGCACCAGGCGUGGGAAGAGGACUCCGGCAGAAGGUGCGCUGAUGUCAAGUAGCGGAAAGAGCGUUAGGCUGGGAGUCUGAAGACCUGGAUUUGUCACUUCCUCUCCCAGAACCUCAGUUUUCCUCAUCUGUGAAAUGGGGGAGCCUUAACACUUGUACGGCUUGCCUCACAGGAUCUUUGCGACAAAAGCACUUUCUGAAUACUAUGAAAAUGUGAAUCACUGUGAUUAGCAUUGUAAUCUCCAGGGCUGAGGCUCAAUUCUAAAGUGAAGGUCUUGGUCUGUUGCUGUUGUCACCUUAUGUGAAGGGUAGAUUUUCUGAUUCUCUCACAACCCAGUGGUUUCUGUGCUGGUGUCAUUGGUUUGACUGUCCCCUGCCUGUGAAGAUAAAAUGCUAGGAAGCAGGAUUAUGUUGGAAACCAGAGUGAGUUGGAAAAGGAAAACCAAAUACCCCCACUACCCUGGUGUGUCAAGUUAGUCCAGUGUCCUGGUUUCAUCUGUCUGGCUAUAGCUCUGCUACUUGUCUGAGUGGAAAUGUGAAAGUCCUCUCUGUAAAAAGAAGGGAUUGGACUAGAUGAUCUCUGAGGCUGGAGUCGGAGGACCUGGGUUCAUAUCCAUCUGCUGAUCCUUACCGUCUCUCUGAGCAAAUCACUUAGCCUCUUUGGGCCUCAGUUUCCUCAUCUGUAAAAUGAGGGGAUUAGAUUAUCCCUGAGGUCCCCUCCAGCUCCAAAAUGCAGUGGUCCACAAGUUGGCAGAUAAGAGCUUUUGUGAAGGACAGAAACCAAUUCAGCAUUAUAGAACUUUGAAAACUAAAGGGGCCUUAGGGAUUAUCAGGAUGUUAAAAUGUAAUAAAGUUUUAUUUUUAAAAUCCAGCUUUAUUCAGUUCAAGGACAAA